AAGAGCCCCGGGGCGCGGAGCCCCUCGCCCGGGCGGCCGGGGGAGGAGGACGAGCUGGCCCGCCGCUGCCGCUGCUUCAUGGCCUCGCCCGUGACCGACCUGCGCGAGCUGCGGAGGAGGCCGGACGACAUGAAGACCAGGAUGGAGCUGCUGAUCCUGGAGACCCAGGCCCAGGUGUGCCAGGCGCUGGCCCAGGUUGACGGGGGCGCCCGCUUCUCCGUGGACCGGUGGGAGAGGAAGGAAGGAGGUGGGGGCAUCAGCUGUGUACUUCAAGAUGGGCGUGUUUUUGAAAAGGCCGGGGUGAGCGUUUCUGUUGUUCAUGGACAUCUUUCUGAGGAAGCAGCAAAGCAAAUGAGAAACAGAGGAAAAAAUCUGAAGACUAAAGAUGGUAAAUUGCCAUUUUCUGCUAUGGGUGUGAGCUCUGUUAUCCACCCCAAGAAUCCUCACGCUCCUACUUUCCAUUUCAACUACAGAUACUUUGAAGUAGAAGAAGCCGAUGGUAACAAGCAUUGGUGGUUUGGUGGGGGAAGUGACCUUACUCCCACGUACUUGAACCAAGAGGAUGCUGUCCAUUUUCACAGAACUCUAAAGGAGACUUGUGACCGGCAUGGCCCAGAUCUCUACCCUAAAUUUAAAAAAUGGUGUGACGAUUACUUUUUUAUAGCCCAUCGUGGGGAGCGCAGGGGCAUUGGGGGUAUCUUUUUUGAUGACCUUGACUCUCCAUCCAAGGAGGAGGUGUUUCAGUUUGUGCAGAGCUGUGCCCAGACUGUCGUUCCUUCUUAUAUUCCUCUUGUGAAAAAGCACUGUGAUGACUCAUUCACCCCUCAGGAGAAGCUGUGGCAGCAGCUCCGGAGAGGACGGUAUGUGGAAUUUAACCUGCUGUAUGAUCGGGGUACGAAGUUUGGCCUCUUCACUCCAGGAUCCAGGAUUGAAAGCAUCUUGAUGUCUUUACCUCUGACUGCCCGAUGGGAGUACAUGCAUUCACCCUCAGAGAACUCCAAAGAGGCAGAAAUUCUGGAAGUUCUUCGCCAUCCAAGGGACUGGGUGCAUUGAUGGAGGUGAAGCAGCUGUCCUGGGGCUUGGGGACACAGAACGUGUGCUCCAUUCCACUGGCUGGCACCGUCGCCACAGUGUGGCAGUUAGUUAUCUUUGUUUUGAGCCCCAGUCUUCACUCUGGAGCCUGCCUCCCUGGCAAGUGGUGAAAUGUGUUCUAAGCACCACGGGUUUCUGUUGGAUGUUGUCAGUCACGGGAGGUGAGGUGGCAGCUUGUCAGAGUCCAUUGGUUAUACUUUUAGAAUAAUUUUAUAUGACUAGUUUACAAAAUAUGACAUUGGGUUUCCUGUAUUGAGUUAAGGGAAUCUAAAUUUGUAAUUUGUAUCAGGGAACUUCUCUUUUUUAUUUCUUAUAUUUUUAAAAACUUUGUUUCUGCCACAAAAAUGUGUUGUGGGAUAAAUAUAUUUUCAUUAAUUCAAUGAGAGUGUGCUUAUUAGUAAUUUUAGGAAGCAACCUGAAAUGAAGGUAAAACUUUUACUUUGUCAUUACUGAAGUUUCUUUAAUCAUAGUGUUUGUAUGUAUGUAUCUUGCUGUAGAAAUCAUAAUAUUGUAAAUACUCUUUUUAUUUUUAUAAUGAUAGGUAUUUAGGAACACUUGAAAUUUUCUUAAUCUCUGAAGAUGCUACAAUUCAGUGAUUGCCUGUGGUUAUUAACUCUCCAUCACUGUUAUUUCAAUAAGGGACAUCUAAGUUGUAAUUUUGAUUUUUGUAAAACUAGGAUUUGUUAAUGUUGGGAUUCUCUGUACUUUUGAAUGUGAAACCUUAUAAGCAUAGAUUCUGAUAUUAAAAAUAUUCUAUUCCAGAGAGUUCUAUAUGGAAAUUUAAACUAAAAAAAAGUCCUGAGGAUGUUAUGAAUGUAGGAAGUGUUUCUCAUUUGGUGAUAAAUAUUUUCCUUCUUUAAUUAAAGCAAACAUAAAAUAACUGUUAUGAGUGUGAGAAACGUAGGCAUCUUAUAAAUAUAUUUUUCUUAUAAAAUGGACUAGUUGAAGUUGCACUCUUUUUAAAUUAGAGAUUCUGCAACUCAUAUUUACUUUUAAGAGAAAAUCACAGCAAAAUUCUUAAUGUGGCUUCUUUGUUCACAUAAUAACAUGAAUGUGUGUUGUUUUUUUAAUCUGUAGUAUAUUGAAGUUUGUAAGGAGUAGUGUCUUCCUACAUACUAUUAAGCAUUAUCUUGGAACACGUUGAAUGUAUGUGACUGUGACUCUUUAAGGCUGGAAAAUUUAUGAAUUCUUCAGUUGUCUUACAACAUAUCUGCUGAUUAAAUUUUAUUAUGGAAUAUGACUUAAAAA
Molecule: messenger RNA, 2340 nt
Organism: Miniopterus natalensis
Lineage: Eukaryota; Metazoa; Chordata; Mammalia; Chiroptera; Miniopteridae
Gene: CPOX
Product: coproporphyrinogen oxidase
Cellular component (GO): cytoplasm
Molecular function (GO): coproporphyrinogen oxidase activity
Source: RefSeq, a predicted model, not a curated record